UUUCUGUGAAGAAUAAUUUUGAUUCUUCAGAAUAAACUGUAUGCAGAAAUUAAUCGUUUAUUUUCUUUUAAUAUAUUCUUCAGAAUAUCCAACCAAAAAUUAUAUAUUCUUCAGAAUAAAUUGCAUGCAAAAUAAAUUUAAAAAAUUAAAAAGAACCGCCUUAUUUUCCCUUAAUUUAGAGAAUUGGUUUUGGAUUCUUUUUCUCACCGAUUCGUGUGAUUUUUUUGUGUUUGGAAACCUUGAAAUGGUGGGAAAGAGACUGAAUUGUUCAAUUGCGGUCGAUGAUUGUUCAGAAAUGAAUUAGGCAGUGGCUUUCGUUCAGCGCUCACAUGGUUGCUUGGGUAGUUCUCGUCAUCGUGGUGUGGAAGUGCAGUUUGAUCAUUUGUAAUGGGUGCCAUGGAAAAUGUCAUAGAAAACAGAGAAGAUCGUUUACCAGCAGAAGCUAGGGAGAUUCUUCAAUCAUUGGCUUCCCAGUGGGAAGAUGUGGUUGAUUCAAAGGCACUCCAGGUGAUCCCUCUCAAGGGUGCAAUGACCAAUGAGGUUUUCGAAAUAAAGUGGCCAGCAAAGACAGGGGAGCUCUCACGCAAAGUUGUGGUUAGGAUUUAUGGUGAGGGUGUCGAUGUGUUCUUUGACAGGGAUAAUGAGAUCCGAACAUUUGAGUACAUGUCAAAGAAUGGUCAGGGACCUCGCUUGCUUGGGCGUUUUCCAAAUGGCCGAAUUGAAGCGUUCAUCCAUGCUCGGACACUCUCAGCAUCUGAUCUACGUGAUCCAGAUAUAUCUGCUCUUAUAGCUGCUAAAUUAAAGGAGUUCCAUGAACUUAAUAUGCCUGGCCCAAAGGAUGUCACCCUGUGGGAUAGAUUGCGAAAUUGGCUCAGUACGGCUAAGAGAUUGUCUACCCCAGAAGAAGCUAAUGCCUUUCAGUUAGAUUCAAUUGAAAAGGAAAUCUCUUUAUUGGAGAAGGAACUCUCAGGACCUUCUCAAAGUAUGGGUUUUUGCCACAAUGAUUUACAAUACGGUAACAUCAUGCUUGAGGAAGGGAGUAAAUCAAUAACCAUAAUUGACUACGAGUAUGCAAGUUAUAAUGCUCUUGCAUUUGACAUAUCAAAUCAUUUCUGUGAGAUGGCUGCUGACUAUCACACCGAUACACCUCAUAUUUUGGACUACAGCAAAUAUCCUGGUUUGGAGGAGCGCCAGCGGUUUGUUCGUUUGUACCUGAGUUCUUCAGGCAAUCACCCUACUGAGAAUGAAGUGGAGCAGCUGGUUCAAGAUGUUGAGAACUAUACUCUUGCAAGCCAUCUGUUUUGGGGCUUAUGGGGAAUAAUAUCGGAACACGUGAAUGAUAUUGACUUUGACUACAUGGAAUAUGCAAGGCAAAGGUUUCAACAGUACUGGAAAACCAAGCCUAAGCUGUUGGGUUCUGUUGGAUCGUUACCAGAUGUUGCAACUGAUGGCGAACAAAAGGGCACUAAGAAAACAUUAUCUAAGCGGCCAAGUAUGUUCAAGAAGCUUCAGAAAUAUUUCAGCUUGACAAAGACGAAAACUUAGUUUCGGAGAUUUUUGCCAACUAAGAGUGACAUCGGUGUAAGAGGGGAAAAUAUCAUCCGAGUGUGCAUUGCAUAAUUAGGAUGAAGUGGUGUAACAUAAAACUGGUGUGGCGACUGCAGAGAAAUGGCAAAUAUAUGGCAAAUAUAGUUUUUAAAAAAAUUUAAGUUAAAAAAAAGGCGCUGACAGAUUGAUCUAGCAUAGAGUUCCUCCCGUAUAUAGGCGUUAACUGCAGUGUGGAUGCAUUAUCGGAGCCGAUGCAGUUGUUUGGGUGUUCCCUUUAGUAACAAGUGCGUUAAGGUUUAACACAGGGGAGUGUGGUCUUCUUGAUGGAAUGCAAUGGUUUGUUAUGCAUUUUUUGUUUGUGUUAUAUAAGUUUAGUGGAUGAUUUCUUUUUAGCUACUUUCCCUUCUCUAUUGUCAACCAAAAUGAAAACGAAAAAACGAAUUUUUUGUUA
Prunus dulcis (almond) is the source of this 1999-nucleotide messenger RNA. Its product is annotated as probable choline kinase 2. The record is from RefSeq and is a predicted model, not a curated record. Gene Ontology annotation, molecular function: ethanolamine kinase activity; choline kinase activity. The coding region runs from base 388 to 1545 and encodes 385 amino acids. Gene Ontology annotation, biological process: phosphatidylethanolamine biosynthetic process; phosphatidylcholine biosynthetic process. Gene Ontology annotation, cellular component: cytoplasm. The transcript is spliced from 9 exons. Lineage: Eukaryota; Viridiplantae; Streptophyta; Magnoliopsida; Rosales; Rosaceae.